AAUUUAGCAAUGGUAGGCAGGCAGCAUAGGACAAAGGAGCAUAAAGACAUGGACACACAGUGUACUGUUAGGACAGAUAUAUGUCUUUUCAUUUGAUUACAGGUAUGAGCAGUCCUUCAGCUCCAUCUACUGGACACUUGUAGAUAUUUCCUGGUGUUAGUUAUUUGUUUAAUAAAGUUAGUUAUUGACCUCUGAUGUCGUAACUCCAGGUCACAGGAAGUAGGUGUUUCCAGCCUGUGCAGUUCAUCUCAUGUGCUCUCAGCUUUCUCCAUGCUAAACAGGCCCUAUGCAGCAUUGUUGUUUUACCCUUUCAUCUUUAAAUACCCAUUAAACAAGUUAACAACUUACACAGUGUGGUGCUUUGAAGAAGGGUUAUCUGCCUGUCAAUCUUACUUCAGACAGUGAGCAGGACAGAACAGUAGACAACAUCACGCAUAGCUGAUGCAAUACAGCACAGUAAAACAACAGCUGGUAUCAAGAGGCCCACACGCAGAGUGGAUUAGCAAAUACCACAGAGAUACAGUACAGCUUCAGUUAACACAGUACCACGUGCUAACUCUUAUCAAGAUUAGACGGCAAAAUGUCCGAACGAUCAAUCAAGACCAGAUCUAGGGUGUCACAUUCAUCCAGACUCUCAAACCGCUCCCAGGUGUCUGACGCUGCGCUUUUCCGUGCAGAAGCUGCCGCUGCACUAGCUCAACUCACAUUUACUGGGAAGAAAACUGAGCUAAAAUUAGAGAAGACACGCUUAGAGGCUAUGAUGGAGGCAGACAAGGCUCGUCUGGCAGCUGAGAAAGAGGCAGAGAAGGCAAGGUUAGAAGUGGAGGCAAAGCUUCAAAUGGCACGCUUAGAAGCUUCAAUAGAGAUUCUUAAUUUACGUAAGACGGUGGCAAUUGCGAAUGCCAAGGCAGAUGCAUUAGAUGCAGUUCUCGACACUACAGAACAAGCAAGUCAGAAAUUCACUAUGCAGCCUGAUGUAAAACCAGAAACUGCUAUGCAACGUACUAAAGAAUAUGUGCUGAAACAUUCACAGGAGUACAGUCCAUCAAUGCCAAGCCUAGAAAAGCUUAGUGAAUACAGAGACAGUGAUGUUAUCCCAUCAUUUGAGCAAAAUCAUAGUAAACCUCUCCAGAACAUUCCUUUGCAAUGUGACUACAAUGUGCCCGUAGUUACCUCUACCCCACCACCAGAUGGUGCUCUGUUACAAGAACAAAAGGAUUUCAAACAAUUGUAUCCUGUUGAUGUGAAAACUCCUGCAGCCAGAUACUAUAAUGACAUUCAGAGGACUUUACCUGUUACUAAUAAAUACAGCUAUCCUCCUGUUACACAACCAGUGGUUCCUGAUAGAGGCAGUCAUUCUCCAGAGGGAGCAUACCAGUACACACCAGAUGUGAAGCCAGCGCUUCCUAUUAAGCCUGAUUCAGACCAACUUUCUGGCAAUCGGCAGAUGUCAGACUUAGUGAGAUUUAUGGCACGCAGAGAAAUGAUAACAUCAGGCCUUGUUCAGUUUGAUGAGAAGCCAGAAAACUACAGGGCUUGGAAGGCGUCAUUCAAAAAUGCUAUAGAGGAUCUACACCUUUCAUACAAAGAAGAAACAGAUCUCCUAGUGAAGUGGCUAGGUCCAGAGUCCAGCAGACAAGUGAAAGGCAUUCGGGCAGUAUAUGUCAAUGAUUCUUGUAAAGGACUACAGAUGUCAUGGCAAAGGUUGAACGAAGAUUAUGGAGCUCCAGAGAAGAUAGAAAAAUCCCUGUGGGACAGGAUUGACAACUUUGGGAAUAUCUUUGAAAGAGAGUGCAGCAAGAAACUUAGAGAAUUCAGUGAUCUGGUAAUAGAACUGUUGGCAGCAAAAAAUGAAGGUUGCUUUCUAGGACUAAAUAAUCUUGAUUCCGCUAGAGGAAUAGAAGACCUUGUAAAAAAGCUGCCAGAUUCUCUAAAAAGGAAAUGGGCAUCACAUGGGACCAAGUACAAGGAAAUACAUAAUGUACUAUUCCCACCAUUCUCUUAUUUCGUGCAAUUUAUCUCUCAACAUGCAAAGAUGUACAAUGACCCAGGGUUUGCUCAGACGUUCCAGACCUUUGGUGACAACAAGCCAGAGAAAUACCGCUACAAGAACACCCCUCAGAGAAGUUCCAUCAGGGUGCACAAGACUGAAGUAUCUCAAGCUACAGGAAACUCUUCAGCUUUUACUGAUGCCAAGACCAUGGACUUAACUAAAGGAUGUCCGAUUCAUCACAAACCUCAUCCUCUGUACAAAUGCCGAGGCUUCAGAGGUAAGUCCCUUGAUGAGAGAAAGACUUUCUUAAAACAAAACAAUAUUUGUUACCGUUGCUGUGCCUCAAAUGCACACCUUGCGAAAGACUGUGACAAAUCAGUUAGCUGCACAGAGUGCAACAGUGACAGACAUGUGUCCGCUCUUCAUCCUGGUCCUGCACCAUGGUCAGUCAGGCCUCUAGAAAGGAGUGAUCAUGGCGGGGAGGGAAAGGACAACAGUGCAGAGGCUACAGUAACUGCAACAUGUACUGAAGUGUGUGGAGGAGAUCUUCGAGACAGAUCAUGCUCUAAAAUCUGCUUAGUCAGUGUCUAUCCUACCGGACAAAAAGACAGGGCAAUCAAACUUUAUGCUAUUCUAGAUGACCAAAGUAAUAGGUCCCUGGUCAGGUCAGAGUUCUUUGAAAUCUUCGGUUCAAAAGGCCACCAGUUUCCAUAUUCUCUCAGAACCUGUGCAGGGGUGAUUAACACUUCAGGAAGAAGAGCGCAAGGGUUUGAACUACAGUCUCUUGAUGGCAAAGCCACAAUCCCAUUACCCACACUCAUUGAAUGUAAUGAGAUACCAAACGACAGGACGGAGAUCCCAACCCCAGAGGUGGCUCUUCAUCACAAACAUCUAAAGUCACUUGCUAGUGAGAUACCGAAGCUUGAUCCAUCAGCAUCUAUCCUUAUGCUAUUAGGAAGAGACAUAAUUAGGGUCCAUAAAGUGAGGCAACAGAUCAACGGACCACAUAACGCUCCCUAUGCACACAGAUUAGACACAGGAUGGGUCAUAGUGGGCAAUGUAUGCCUGAAAGGAGUCCAUAGACCAGACUUAGUACACUGUCUUUACACCAGAACUUCAGAAGAGAGCUGCAGAUCCCUCUUUCCACCUUGUCCAUACUUCUACAAUGUGAGGGAAAACUUUGACAUGAAUGUAUGGGUAACUAUGCAAUCCUCAGUGUCUACGUACAAAUCCUCUUGCAAAGAGUUUGAGGAUUAUGUAAGCCACAGUAUCUUUCAGAGAACUACAGAAGAUGAGACGGUUGCUCCUUCUCUGGAAGAUCUUGCCUUUAUGAAAACAAUGAAGGAGGGUUUCUACAGAGCAGAAGACAGUAGCUGGGUAGCUCCUCUACCCUUCAAACCACAAAGAAAGCAGCUACCAAAUAACAAAGAACAAGUCUUGCAAGGUUUCAGGUCCCUACAGAGGUCUCUUAAAGUAAAACCUGAGAUGAGACAGCAUUUCUUUGCAUUUAUGGGAAAGGUAAUCCAAAAUGGCCACGCAGAGAUAGCGCCACCUCUCAAUCCAAGGGAAGAGUGUUGGUAUCUGCCUCUCUUUGGAGUCUACCACCCCAAGAAACCCCAACAGAUUAGAGUUGUCUUUGAUUCAAGUGCACAGUGUUGUGGGGUAUCCCUGAAUGACAUUCUGUUGAAAGGCCCAGACCUAAAUAAUAACCUCCUUGGUGUGUUGUUACGCUUUCGCAAGGACACCAUUGCAUUCAUGGCUGAUAUCCAACAGAUGUUCCAUUGUUUUCUAGUUAGACCUGAAGACAGAAACUACUUAAGGUUCUUCUGGCACAAAGACAAUGACCCUACACAAGACAUCAUAGAAUGGAGAAUGAAAGUACAUAUCUUUGGUAACAGCCCUUCUCCUGCAGUGGCCAUAUAUGGUCUUAGACAAGCAGCUUGUCAGGAAGAAAAGGAGUUUGGCGCAGACGCUAAAAGAUUUGUGAAAAGAGACUUUUAUGUGGAUGAUGGUCUGAAGUCAGUACCCACUGCAGCUGAAGCCAUUGACCUCUUGAACAGGACAAGAAAAAUGCUAGCAUGUUCAAAUCUCCGCUUACAUAAGAUAGCAUCCAAUAGCAGUGAUGUAAUGACUGCCUUUCCUUCUGAAGAUCAUGCAACAGACUUAAAAGAUCUCAAUUUCAAUGAUGAUGAUUUACCCAUGCAAAGAAGCUUAGGCAUCUGCUGGGAUCUUAAAAGCGAUUCCCUGACCUUCCAAGUGUCAUCAGAGAAAAGACCCUUCACACGAAGAGGAGUCCUCUCUACAAUAAACAGUUUGUAUGACCCUUUGGGGAUAGCUGCACCAGUAACCAUUCAAGGGAAAGUUCUUCUUCGUGAUCUCACCUCUGAGACUCAAGAUUGGGAUGCACCCUUGCCUGAAGGUAAGAGACUGUCAUGGGAAGAUUGGAAAGAGUCCCUUCACCAGUUGAAGCACAUACAGGUAACUAGACCCUAUGUAUCUGUUUCUUGUUCUAAUGCUAAAUACAAAGAACUUUGUGUGUUUUCAGAUGCUUCCACGCAAGCAAUUGCAGCAGUGGCCUACUUAAAGGUGAUAGAUUCUGAAAGUCAGGUCCACAUAGGUUUUGUGCUAGGAAAAGCUAAGUUAGCCCCAUGUCCAGAACUUACAGUCCCACGACUCGAACUCUGUGCAGCAGUCCUCGCAGUGGAUAUAGCUGCAUUCAUAACAAAAGAAAUUGACACCAAUAUAGACUCUGUCAGCUACUUCACAGACAGCAGAAUAGUUUUAGGCUACAUUUGCAAUGAGAAAAGAAGAUUUUAUGUCUUUGUUAGCAACAGAGUUCAGCGAAUAAGAAGAUCCUCUCUCCCUGAACAAUGGCACUAUGUGUCAACAGAGAGCAAUCCAGCUGAUCUGGCCACAAGAUCUGUAUCAGCAGCACACCUGAAAGAUACUAUGUGGUUCACAGGUCCACCCUUCUUGAGUCAUUCUCACCACUUGAAACUAGAGACUGAAACCUUUACAUUAGUGGAUCCGGCUCAAGAUACAGAGAUUCGUCCACAAGUUACAACCUUGAGUACAACAUCCAAAGGUAAAGAACUAGGGUCUGAACGUUUUUGCAGGUUCUCUAGCUGGAAUACUUUGACGAGAGCAUUAGCACGCCUCAUUCAUGUAGCGCAUCUGUUCAAACAAAAAAGAGACAGCCAACUUGAUCAUUGUAAGGGCUGGCACCUUUGCAAAGAACUAAACUUGGUGCAUGACUUUAAGAAAGCUAGAACAGUCAUCAUACAAAAUGUUCAAAAAGAGACUUUUGCAAAAGAAAUACAGAGCAUUUUAGAAAAGGAAGGCAUGCCAAAUGAUAGUCCUCUCAGAGCAUUGGACCCUUUCAUAGAUGAAAAUGGACUACUGAGAGUAGGUGGUCGCUUGAGAAAUGCAGACCUAGGACCAGAAGAAAAGAAUCCAAUUAUUGUGCCUGGUCAUCACUACAUUGCUACCCUCAUUGUUCGUCACUAUCACAUCCAGUCGCAACACCAAGGGCGCCACAUUACAGAAGGAGCCGUCCGCUCAGCAGGAUACUGGAUAACAGGAGGAAAGAGAUGUGUGAGUAGUCUCAUCUUUAAAUGUGUCAUAUGCAAGAAGCUCAGAAAUACUUGUGAAACACAAAAAAUGGCAGAUUUGCCACCUGAUAGACUGAGAACAGAUCCACCAUUCACUCACAUUGGCCUUGAUGUAUUUGGGCCAUGGACAGUCUGCUCAAGACGUACACGAGGAGGCUCUGCCGACAGCAAAAGAUGGGCAGUUCUUUUUACUUGUCUAAAUAUCAGAGCCAUUCAUAUUGAAGUGAUAGAAUCCAUGGACACUUCAAGCUUUAUAAAUUCUUUCAGAAGGUUUUUUGCUAUACGUGGUCAAGUCAAAACUAUCAGAUCUGAUCGUGGUACCAACUUCGUUGGAGCAUGCCGUGAACUUGGAAUCUCUUCCAACCUUAACUAUGAAGAGAUAGAAAGUUUCCUUUCCAAACAAGAGGUGUGUUGGAUCUUUAAUCCUCCUCAUGCCUCCCACAUGGGAGGUGUGUGGGAAAGAAUGAUAGGAGUUGCAAGAAGAAUAUUAGACUCCAUGCUUCUACAGUUACCUUCAAAACUCUCUCAUGAGGUUCUCAUUACUCUAAUGGCAGAAGUGACUGCAAUAGUGAAUUCAAGGCCUCUGACCCCAGUCUCAUGAGAUCCUGAGGACCCACAAAUACUCACUCCAGCUACACUGUUGACUCAGAAGUUUGCAUCUCAUCCUGUACCUUCUGGGAACUUUGAUGGUAAAGAUCUCUAUAAAAGACAAUGGAGACAGGUUCAAAGCCUAGCCAAGGUCUUCUGGGACCGGUGGCGCAAACAGUAUCUAUCUACCCUGCAGGUAAGAAGGAAAUGGCAAUCAGAUAGACCUAACAUCAACGCAGGAGAUCUUGUCCUUCUAAAAGAUCAACAUACCAAGAGGAAUGAAUGGCCUAUGGGUCGUGUAACAAAGACUUUCCCUGAUAAAGAUGGCAAAGUUCGCAAAGUGGAAAUAAAGAUUGCCAGAGAUGGGAGUUCUACAUUAUUCUUCAGACCAGUGACAGAGCUCAUCCUUCUUCUUCAGGCUGAAGACCCUGCUCCCUGAUUGGACUAGAAUAAUUGUGGUGAUCUUACAGACACCAGGCGGGGAGUGUACUGUUAGGACAGAUAUAUGUCUUUUCAUUUGAUUACAGGUAUGAGCAGUCCUUCAGCUCCAUCUACUGGACACUUGUAGAUAUUUCCUGGUGUUAGUUAUUUGUUUAAUAAAGUUAGUUAUUGACCUCUGAUGUCGUAACUCCAGGUCACAGGAAGUAGGUGUUUCCAGCCUGUGCAGUUCAUCUCAUGUGCUCUCAGCUUUCUCCAUGCUAAACAGGCCCUAUGCAGCAUUGUUGUUUUACCCUUUCAUCUUUAAAUACCCAUUAAACAAGUUAACAACUUACACAGUGUGGUGCUUUGAAGAAGGGUUAUCUGCCUGUCAAUCUUACUUCAGACAGUGAGCAGGACAGAACAGUAGACAACAUCACGCAUAGCUGAUGCAAUACAGCACACACAGCUUGUUCAAGGAAAACAGCAGUUUAUUUUCCCUUUUUAAACAAACUUAAAGAGUCCAUUAUCCACAGACACAGGGGUGACCAUUCUAUCAUACAAACAAAAUCAUAAAAUAAAACC
This is a messenger RNA of Xenopus laevis (African clawed frog), 7194 nucleotides long. RefSeq lists its product as uncharacterized. NCBI's taxonomy places the organism in Eukaryota, Metazoa, Chordata, Amphibia, Anura, Pipidae. The transcript has 3 exons. Bases 581 to 6205 code for a protein of 1874 amino acids. The record is from RefSeq and is a predicted model, not a curated record.